Molecule: messenger RNA, 525 nt
Organism: Malania oleifera
Lineage: Eukaryota; Viridiplantae; Streptophyta; Magnoliopsida; Santalales; Ximeniaceae
Exons: 1
Coding region: 1-525 (174 amino acids)
Source: RefSeq, a predicted model, not a curated record
AUGGCCAAGAUAGCGUGGAAUUCUAGGGAGCAGGGAUGCCCACCAGUAGACCAGGGCUGCACUAUAGAGCAGUUCACUAACAUGAAUCCUCUAGCCUUUUUAGGGAGUACAUACCCCAUUAUGGUAGAAAACUGGAUAGAGGAGAUUGAAAAGAUCAUAACUAUACUGUGUUGCACCGAUGAACAGAGAAUUCUAUAUGCCACAUUCAUACUGAGAGGGGAGGCUAAGCUUUGGUGGUCUAUUAUAAGGCUCUUGGAGGAGCAGAGGCCGGUAACAGUAGCCCUGACUUGGGGAAGACUUAAAGAGAUCUUUUUCAACCGCUAUUUCCCCUCCUCUCUUAGAGACGCCAAGAUGGAAGAGUUCCUAAAUUUGACUCAGCGCUAUUUGACAGUGCCACAGUAUUCUACUAAAUUCGUGAAGCUGUCACGAUUUUCCCCCUUCAUGAUACCAAAUGAAUUCAGGAAGGCUCAGAGAUUUGAAAGAAGGCUGAGGCAUGAAAUUUAUGAGCAAGUGGAAUUGUUGUAG